Molecule: messenger RNA, 5831 nt
Organism: Ictidomys tridecemlineatus (thirteen-lined ground squirrel)
Lineage: Eukaryota; Metazoa; Chordata; Mammalia; Rodentia; Sciuridae
Source: RefSeq, a predicted model, not a curated record
CUGUCACAAGACACUUUGCCUCCUAGAAUGGCAGACAUUCUCCCCACAGAGUUUGAUGUGAUUAUAAUAGGAACAGGUCUGCCUGAAUCCAUCCUUGCUGCUGCAUGCUCAAGAAGUGGACAGAGGGUUCUACAUAUUGAUUCAAGAAGCUACUAUGGAGGGAAUUGGGCUAGUUUCAGUUUUUCAGGAUUGCUAUCCUGGUUGCAGGAGUAUCAGCAAAACAGAGAUACUGAGGAAGAAAAUACUGCCUGGGAAGACUUGAUUCAUGAAACAGAGGAAGGCAUCACUCUUUGCAAGAAGGAUGAAACCAUUCAACACAUAGAAGUUUUUUGCUAUGCCAGUCAAGAUAAAGAGCACAAUGUUCAAGAGAUCGGUGCUCUUCAGAAAAGUCCCUCCUCAAUGACAUCUAGUACCCUCAUUGAAUCUGUGGAUUCUGCGUGCUUGCCCAAAGAAAGGGACUCCUCAUACUUCACUAGCUCUGAAAUAUCUGCCCAACAUACCCAAAAAAGUGAUAAAGAUAUUUCACUAGAAGUAACUGAUAUACAAGAAUCAUUAGAGAAAGAUAAAACUUGUAUACACACAAUUUCAGGUGGGAGUAAAGGUGAAAACAAACCUACAAUAGAAGAUAACAUUGAUCAGCCAAAGAGAAAUAGGAUUACUUAUCCUCUAAUAGUUGAAGAAGGCAGGAGAUUUAAUAUUGAUUUGGUAUCAAAGCUGCUAUAUUCCCAAGGAUCACUGAUUGAUCUUUUAAUCAAAUCAAAUGUUAGUCGUUAUGCAGAAUUUAAAAAUGUAACUAGGAUUCUUGCAUUUCGGGAAGGAAAGGUAGAACAGGUGCCUUGCUCCAGAGCAGAUGUGUUUAAUAGCAAAGAACUCACUAUGGUUGAAAAAAGGAUGCUGAUGAAAUUUCUUACCUUUUGUUUAGACUAUGAACAACAACCUGAUGAAUACCAAGAUUUCAAGCAAUGUUCAUUUUCAGAGUUCUUAAAAACUAAAAAGUUAACCCCCAGCCUCCAACACUUUAUACUACACUCAAUUGCAAUGACAUCAGAAUCAUCAUGUAGCACAUUAGAUGGCCUUAAAGCAACAAAAAACUUCCUUCAGUGUCUUGGACGGUUUGGCAACACUCCGUUUUUAUUUCCCUUAUAUGGCCAAGGAGAAAUUCCCCAGUGUUUUUGCAGGAUGUGUGCUGUUUUUGGUGGAAUCUAUUGUCUUCGCCAUAAAGUACAAUGCCUUGUAGUUGACAAAGAAUCUGGUAGAUGUAAAGCAAUUGUAGAUCACUUGGGUCAAAGAAUAAAUGCUAAAUAUUUUAUUGUGGAGGAUAGUUACCUUUCUCAGGAAACAUGCUCCAAUGUGCAGUAUAAACAGAUCUCAAGGGCAAUACUCAUUACAGAUCAGUCUGUACUAAAGACAGAGUCAGAUCAACAGAUUUCCAUUUUGAUAGUGCCUCCAAUGGAAUCAGGAACCUGUUCUGUUCGGGUCACGGAAUUAUGUUCAUCAACCAUGACAUGCAUGAAAGACACGUAUCUAGUACAUCUGACCUGUGCAUCUUCAAAAACAGCAAGAGAAGACUUAGAAUCCGUGGUGAAGAAAUUAUUCACUCCUUUUACUGAAACAAAAGAAGAAAAAGAAGAACUUAGAAAGCCAAGACUUUUGUGGGCUCUAUAUUUUAAUAUGAGAGAUUCCUCGGGAAUCAGCAGAAGCUCCUAUGAUGGCUUACCUUCAAAUGUUUAUGUCUGCUCUGGGCCUGACUGUGGACUGGGAAAUGAGCAUGCAGUCAAACAAGCAGAAACUCUGUUUCAGGAGAUGUUUCCUGGUGAAGAAUUCUGUCCUCCUCCUCCAAAUCCAGAAGACAUUAUCUUUGAUGGUGAUGAUAAGCAACCAGAAGCUCCUGGAACCAACGUAAUAAUGGCCAAGCUUGAAUCCCCCGAGGAAAGCCAAAACUUGGAAAGCCCGGGGAAGCAUCUUCAGAAUUAGAAAAGAACUCAAAAUGCUCUUCAUCCUGGAAUCGAUAUAUUAUUAUUUGAAGGACAGCUUCCUACAUAAAAGAAUGGUAUGCAGAUUUCUUUAACAUGAUUUGAGACAUUGGGCACUGGGUGUCUUUGUGAACCUAUUAUUUGUCACUGGACUUUUUUUUUUUUUUUUUUUAAUUUCAGAAUCGGCUCCAUGAUCCAGAAUAUCAAAAAAGGAUUAGCUUUAUUUUAAUAUUGGGUAUUGUGUGAGGAUUCCAUGUUAGCAGCUUUGCUAAAGAAAAGUAAUAUUGUGCCUACUGCUGGUCUUUAAAUUUUCUUUAUCUAUAGAAUAAUUAAUAUCAUUUAAGAAAUACUCUAGUUACUAUUGCAGCUACUAAAAUUGCUAUCACCUCUGCUUGAAUAGUGAAACACAUACAAAUAAUAAAUUUUGUGAGUCUUUUGUAAAUAAUAUAAACAUGUAGGCUUGGUAGUAGGAAUAGCAAUAGUACAAAUACCAAUAUGAUAAAAUACAAUUGUUUCUAAUUGUUAAGUCUGAUGUUAACAAUACAUUUUGCAGGUGAAUUUAUCUACUUGACCCUUAUAACCCAUGAGGCAGUGAGACCAUUAUAGCCUUCUACUUUAAAGAGUCAAGAGUUUGUAGUUGAAGAGCUCAUUUGUGGGAGAUACACUCCAAGGAAAUUUAGAAGUUAGAGUAGUUAAAAAAAAAAUCUGUAAAACCUUGCUUUGACAUCUAAAACAAAAGAUCUUCAACAAGUAACUCAGGCCAAAAUAAAAGAUAAAUGACCCCAGAAAAAAGAUAUUUCAGGAUGACCAUUCCAAAAUUCCUAAAAAGGAUCCAAAGGAAAAACUGAGUGGGACACUUUUAACCUAGGAUUAUAGAUUAUUUUAAAAUUUUCUGCUUAAAUAGACUUUCUUAUCCCAGUUUUCUCAGGAUGAAACUACCACCUUUUUGUCUCUGUCACUUUAAUUAGCAAUAGUAACCAAGAUACUGAGUCAAAGUAGGAUUUACUGUGCCCCUAUGGUUGUGUCCCAUCCCACAAAUAGGUAACAACAGCCUUCAUAAAGGUGAAAGCUUGGGAAGCUGUCAGAGGAGAUGAAUUUCCAUGAUUAAUUCCAUUUCCAAUCCUUAGGCAGAGAGAAUGAUAAUCCUAUAGAAACCCAAACUAUUUCAUAACCGUGUUUGUUCUCAAAAUAGCAUUUACUAUGUGCUGGGCAUACUGUGCUUUCUCACUACAGUUUCUCAAUAAUAUAAGGCAGAUACUAUUGCAUACAUUUUCAAAGAAGUAUGGAGACUCAGUUAUUAAUCAUUACUCAUUCUGAUGUGUGGAUGAGCCAGUAUUGGAACCCAUUCUUUCAUGAUUCCAUAAACCAUUCAUCUUUCCAUCUGCAAUCAUUGUUAGAAACGUAUAGGUACAGAAUGAGAACGAAAAGGUGCCCAUGAAAAUCAAAAUCUAAUGUUGCUGGGCAAGAAAAGUAGACAGACCCUGGUCUUGCAGCUUAUUGUUAAGUUAGAGAAAUGUGAAUAAGAUUAAUUAAAUGUAUUAGAGCUAUGAAUCUCAUUGAAGCAGAAUUCGACUUAAGUUUAACAAAAUAAUGCUCUUUGGUGACAUCUUUUGGUCUGAAGUUCUAAAAAAUGUUAGUAGACCAAAAUAUGUUCUAAUUCAGUCCUUCAUCACAGAUUUAAGUAAUUGACAGAUUUAAGUAAGACAGAUUUAAGUAAUUGACAGCAUACUGGAAGUAUAAAAAUCAUGGGCUGAUAUUAAUAUUGACUUUUAAAAUACAGUAAAGUGGUAUAUUAGUAAGUAGAUACUAAAGUUUAAACCUAUCAAAAAGUUGAAAUGCCUAAUUACUACAAAAUACUAAUUAAAAUGAAUAAAAUUGUGAGAUAAAUAAAAUGAAAGUGAAAGUAAUUCAGACUUACUAAAGUUUUUCAGUAUCACAGGUUAUUCAUGAGAAAUACAGAAAAAUAACAGUGAAAAGUUGCAAAAUACAGUAUCAACAGACAUAAUGGAAAUAAAAAUAAAAAGUAUUAUAUGAGGCCACAAAAGAGAUUGUUUUAAAAAACUAACAAUGAAUAUCUUACUUUCUUAAAUCAAUACAAAAUAGCAAGUUGGAAAUAAGACAAGUUAUAAACUGUAAAAAGCAUUUAAAAAUAUAGAGGAUAUUAUAAUCUAGUAUAGUUUUCUGAUAAAUUAGAAUUUGACCCAAUGGAUUUAUUAACUUUUUUAAAUGUUUAAGGAAAAUGUGUAUCAAAAAAUAUGAUAUACUAACAUUAAUUGCAUUUUGAGGUACAUACGGCUUCAAUAUUAAAAUUCAAACAUUCUUUAAAAGGUCUCAUUCUUAGCAAAUGCAAUAUGAAAAGGAAAAUGUUGUCCAAUAAUACAUCAACAAAAGUCUUUAUUUAUUGUGACUCAGAAGGCUGAUGUUCAGCAAAGCAGCCAUUAUAUCAACAUAAGUAGAAUAAAAUGGGAAAAAAUUCAAAGUAUUAGCUACUGCCAAAGUUAGUAGUCUCAACUCUUUAAAAAUUUAUCAUUCAUCUUUGUUUUAAUUAUCUUUGGUAAUGAUUUCAUUUUUUUAGUGUGAUAAUUACUUGAAACUAAUAAUUAAUAUUCAUAUUGAGGAAACAAAUAUUUCUCAGUUUGAAAUUAAACUAUGCUGGCACCAUUUUCUUUAUAUAUGGUUGAAGAAAUUUGCCAUUGUGAAAAAGAAAUUCACAAAAUAAGAAAGAUAAGAAAACACCACAAAUUUUAUUUUCUAUUUACAUGGCUUUAUAGCUAGCUAAUCUUAUACUGUCAUAUAAAUCUAUUAAUGAGACUAAUUCAGAAAGUUGCAGGAUAUAUCAUUGUUAAAAAUCUAAUUUCUAUAUGCCAACAGUGACUGCAGUGUUUGGGUAUUAAUAUAUAUGAACCAUAUAAAGGAUGUUAUGCAACUAUAUUGAGACAAUUUAAGAAAAAUGCUUAAAUAGAAGCAGGUUGAAGGAGCUAAAUUUAAAAUAUGUGCAUACUCUCAUGAGAGACAUCCUGAUAUAAUGGAAAAGUUGUACAUGUGGAGUCCUAGCAUCACAUCUUAUUAGUUGUCUCAGGGAAAAACACUUUUAGCUUCCAUUUUACCACCUAUAUUAGAAUUAAUAAUUAUUGUGAGGAUUGAGUUAGUGAACAUGAAAUUAUUGUCCAAAGGAAUGUCAAUAUAUAACAUGGAUAUGUAGAUUUAUUUUAAUACCAUUUAACAUUCCUACUGGAUGUUUCAUGUAACUUGACAGAAUUGAAAGAAAUUACCUAGGCAAGUAAACAGGUAAAGAUGUUUUUAAAUUACGAGAAAAAGUGGGAGCUUUGCCUUUUAAGUCUUUGAAGCAUGCCUUUGAGUGACUUAUCUAAAAAUUCUGUGAUGCUGAGCAGAAAGCUUAGCUAAUAUGAAUAAACAGAGGUAUUUAAUAGCCACUGACAGAAAGUAUUUAAUAACUAUUGGUAGAAAGACUAGUUGUUUCAUUUUGGACAUAGAUUAACAUCAUAUGAUAAUGCAAUUUAUGCCAGUUGAAUUAAAAUGUUAACUAUAAAAGUAAAAACGAAAAUAUUACAAUUUUCAUUCCAAUAUUGGUGCCAAGGAACUUCAUGGCAAUGAGAAAUAUUGACAAGGUAGAUCAACAAAUAAAAAGAUGAAAAAUUAUAAUGAACAAAAAGAAAAGGUGGAAUAAAAAGGGUGUUUGCAUUAUAUAAGUGGUUUAAUAAUGUUUUUAAAAGUAGAUGGAAAUCCUUAAGGCUUUGUCCUCUUUACUAGGUAGAUUUAGUAAGGGAUAGGUUACAAAUGAGAAGAUAUAAGUAAAAAUAAAUUUUUAGAAAGAUGUUCAAGUUAAAUAUUUUAAAA